AUGUCGCCCUCACCAGCGACUUCAGCCAUCGAACUGAAUACAGCUUCAAACCCUAUCACAAAUAUAUUUAGCCAAGUCUCUCAGGCAACUGAAGAGGCCGAGUCCCAUACCCCCGUCUCAAAGAGCCGAACAGUUGCCAUCAUCUUCUGCAUCACAUGUAUUAGCGGCAUCAGCAAUCUCUUGGCCGGACUAUUGACGGUUUGCAUUCCCGUAAUUGCAGCAGACUUGAACUUUCCCCCAGAGCUUCAACUUUGGCCAGCCUCGGCCUUUGCUCUAGCAUGCGGCUGCACGCUUCUACUAUGUGCCAGUGCCGCUGAUGUCGUCGGGUGUCGACGCGUAUGCUUGGUUGGCGCCCUUUUGCAAUCUGCAAGCGCAUUGGGUGCUGGACUGUCAAGAAGUCCUUCGCAAUUGAUUGCUCUUCGAGCUAUUGCCGGAGUGGCAGCCUCUUUCUGCUUGCCCAGCGCUGUUGGGAUCGCAGCCCGUGCCUUUCCCGCCGCGAGUAGCCCUCGAAGCCGCAGCACCGCAUUCGCCGCUAUGGGAAGCGGCCAGGCGGUGGGCUUUGGAUUAGGAUUGGUAUUGGGUGGCGUCUUCAGCGGUACGAUUGGUUGGCGUUGGGGAUUUUACAUCACGGCGAUUCUCAAUGUUGUCGUGCUGCUGGUGGCUGUGUGGGCAUUGCCAGCAAGUAUAGAUGGUGUUGCUCUGGGCCGAGAGACUCUCCAUCAUCUUGCACGAGACAUUGAUUGGAUUGGUUGUGUUCUUGUCAGCACAGCACUCGCACUUCUCUCGUAUGAGCUGGCUGUUGUAUCAGGGUCGGAUGCGAGCGAGAGAAUGCGUGAGCCUGCAAACUUGGUCAUGCUCUGCGCUGGGGUUGCACUCCUGCCUACCUUUGCAGCAUGGAUGCAUCACCAGAAACAACGAGUGCGUCCAGCUUUGAUCCCUAAUGACAUUUGGAAGAACCUUGCCUUCACCACCGUCUGUAUAACCGUCUUCUUAGUCUGGGGUUCUCUCAAUGCUAGCGAGCAGUUCACGGCAUUGUAUCUGCAGGAAGUGCGUGAUUUUUCGCCUUUGACCUCAUCACUCUAUUUCUUACCAGCACCAAUCUGUGGUGCAUUGAUGAAUGCUGCCAUUGGCAUCUUGCUCCCGUAUCUGAAGCCUUCGUUUGCCGUUCCGGCCGGCUGCCUUGUAAGCGGCAUCGCUCCGUUACUUCUGGCCACACUGUGUGGUGUAGAUGGUCCAAAUUACUGGCGCGCAGUAUUUCAAGCAAUGGCCAUGAAUCCCUUGGGCGCAGAUCUCAUCUACGCCAUCGCCAAUCUCGUGGUGACGUCUGCCUUUCCCACAAAGACACAAGCUUUAGCGGGGGCCGUCUUCCAGAUGCUUUCUCAGAUCGGAAAAAGCGUGGGAAUUGCAACAACUGCAGUGAUUACGCAGCAAGUUACCGCAUCUUCACAAUCUCAAAAUAUGAAUGAAACCGUGUUACGGGGUUACAAGGCUGGUUGGAUAUAUAACUGUGGGCUGGGUUUUGCAUCGGUCUUGGUAAGCCUUUGGGGCCUUCGAGGUGUGGGUAAACUUGGUGUUAGAAUGGAUUAA
This is a messenger RNA of Trichoderma aggressivum f. europaeum, 1587 nucleotides long. RefSeq lists its product as uncharacterized. Gene Ontology annotation, molecular function: transmembrane transporter activity. The coding region runs from base 1 to 1587 and encodes 528 amino acids. The record is from RefSeq and is a predicted model, not a curated record. NCBI's taxonomy places the organism in Eukaryota, Fungi, Ascomycota, Sordariomycetes, Hypocreales, Hypocreaceae. The transcript has a single exon. Gene Ontology annotation, biological process: transmembrane transport. Gene Ontology annotation, cellular component: membrane.